This is a messenger RNA of Mycena citricolor, 702 nucleotides long. The record is from the annotation of a GenBank genome assembly. Lineage: Eukaryota; Fungi; Basidiomycota; Agaricomycetes; Agaricales; Mycenaceae.
UCACAGGAGAAAGAUGCAUGGGUUGCGUAUAUGUACGUAUAGAAUAGAUAGAAUGCACAUGGGUCGCGAGAUAACUACAAAACUAAGCAUGUGAUCAUAGGAAUCGAGGCAUUUCGAAUCUACUUCUUGCUGCGGAAGAGACCCAUCGUAUGUUGGCCACCGCAGGACACCUUCUCGGCCGUCCAAGAGCCUCCUUCCCGACGGACAAUCAUCUUUGGAGUGGGCACUUCCAGAUCGGGAACACCCAACUCGCCCUGAACUCCCUGUCCCCAACAGAACAAUGCGCCGGCUUUGGUGAUUGCCAUAUUGCUGUGCAAGCCAGCGGCAACAUACACGACAGGAUCCUCCUCAUCCUCGUCGUCGUCUGGGAAGGCGAUCAAGGCCGGUUCGGAGAUGAACUCUUUCUUCGGGUCGCCUUCCCAAGCUGGAUGGUCAGGUGCCAGCCCAAGCUGAGAGCUGUUAGCACGGCCACAGGCGUAGACCUUGCCAUCCGACUUGCUCCGUCGAGCUCUUCCUUGCUCAAACCGAUGACUCGCUUCGGGAGAGGAACCGUUUCGUCUUCCGGGCCGUCCAGACCGGUACCGGCUUGGCCCAGGCUGUUCAAUCCCCAGCCCCAGACGGUCCCCUUCUCGUCAACAGCGAACGAAUGGUAGAUGCCAGCCCCGAUCACAACGGCCCGGAGGGAACGAGUGCCAAGAAUAA